UUCUCUCUCUAGAAAAGUCAAACAAUGGAGGUGGAUUGGGACCUGCAUGCGGUGGUCAGAGCUUGUUGCUCCACCGCCUCCUCCUCCUCUUCCUCCGUCGCAGCUCCAUCCUCCACCACCACCACCACCUCCACCUCCGCCGCCGCCGCCGCCGGAGUGGCUCCAACUUGGCCUGUAGAUGCUUACAAUCAAACGAAAUCAAGUUUUCUUGAUGAGAAUUUCAUGGGGUUUUUUCCAGAUCCAUUUCAAUCAAGAAACAACAACAGUAUCGAACACUUGUUGAAUGAUCUUAACAACCCCCUUGAGUUUCCAAAUCUACAAAAACCACCCCCAUCUCCACAAAGUUUACCAAUCUCACCCCUGUCUGUUCUUGGAGGAUUACAAGAUCCACCACCCAACAACCACCACCACCACCACCACCACCACCACAACCAGCUGAAACAGCUUCAGGGAAAGCAGCAAUCUUUCGGUAUUUCAAGAUGUACAACUUCUAAUGCACAAAGUACAAGGUCUAAAAAAAGGAAAAAUCAGAUGAAAAGGGUUUGUCAAGUGCCUGCUGAGGGAUUAUCUUCCGAUGUGUGGUCAUGGAGAAAAUACGGUCAAAAACCCAUCAAAGGUUCUCCAUAUCCAAGAGGAUACUAUAGAUGUAGUACUUCAAAGGGUUGUUUGGCCCGAAAACAAGUGGAGCGAAAUAGAUCCGACCCGGAUAUGUUCAUCGUCACCUACACCGGCGAACACAGCCACCCAGUUCCGACUCACCGGAAUUCUUUAGCUGGAAGCACCAGAAACAAACCCACAACUUCCGGCGACGACGUCGACACCAACAAAACCAAACCCACUUCAUCUCCGCCGGUUUCUCCGCCAGCCAGCCAGUCUCCGGCGACGGAGAAGGCGGAGGAUAACGACACCGACGAUGACAACUUCGAUAUGGUAAUGGAAAUGGACGACACCUUCUUUGAAGGCUUGGAUGAGCUCGUCGGCCCAGUUACUCCGACGACAUCAACGGCGUCGCCACCUUUCCCGUGGCUGUCGAACAAGAUCGUCGCCACCACGAGCACCACCGCAGCCGGCGGAAGUUGACUUUUUAUGGGGGUGGUGACGUUUGCAUGAUGGGAUGAUAUGCGUUUCUUCUUGCUGACUUUUUCUUUCUUUCAUAGUGUUUCUUUUUGUUCUUUUUUACUUUUUUUUAGAGAGAGAAAGAGGAGAGAGAGAGAUGGUAAAAAAUAUGGGUUUUUUUUAAUGGAAAUUAAUAGAAAUAGCGAUUUUAACGCUUUUGAUUCA
Cynara cardunculus var. scolymus (artichoke) is the source of this 1281-nucleotide messenger RNA. RefSeq names its product WRKY transcription factor 22-like. Gene Ontology annotation, cellular component: nucleus. The transcript has 3 exons. Lineage: Eukaryota; Viridiplantae; Streptophyta; Magnoliopsida; Asterales; Asteraceae. Gene Ontology annotation, molecular function: DNA-binding transcription factor activity; transcription cis-regulatory region binding. The record is from RefSeq and is a predicted model, not a curated record. The coding region runs from base 25 to 1080 and encodes 351 amino acids. Gene Ontology annotation, biological process: regulation of DNA-templated transcription.